AUGGCUGAAGAACUACAAGUAGAGAUGCAAACAACGGUUUGCCAAGCACCCGAAGAAACGCUCCAAGCUAUGGCAAAGGAUUUUGAACUUGAUAUUUCCGAACAAAGGAAAAGUACAAUUGUUUGCAUGAUUUUUAACCAUAUUGAUAAAGAAUUGAUGGACAAAAACGAGGAACAACGAAUGUUAUUCUUGACAGAAUUUCGCUCACGUUACUUUAAGAGCACAGAACCAAAAGAAAAAGAUGUUUUAGAAUCAGUACCCCCUGUAAAACAAAACGCAGGACAAAGUCAAAGCACAUUACAAGGUAUGUUAGAAUCUACAAGUGUAUUUCGUCGACAAUUUAAGAUUGUGGGACAAAUUGGGCAACCAAAUGAAAAAGACAAGUUGAGUUUCACAUCCCUGACAAGACAAAUUGACACUGGGGUUAAACAGGGUUACACAGAACAGGAAAUUGUGGACGGUGUUAUUCGUGCAAUUAAUGGUGGAAUGGUUCUUCGAACUUACGUAGAAACUUACAAGGAUCUAUCUCUAGAGCGGUUACGAAAAAUUCUUCGAAACCAUUAUGAUGUAAAAAGUGCAACUGAGCUAUAUCAAAGUCUUGCAUCAAUAUGUCAAGGGUCAAAGGAAACACCACAAGAAUUUCUUAUGCGUGCCUUGGAUUUACGCCAGAAAAUCCUGUUUUCAAGCACUCAAGAUCAAA
Molecule: messenger RNA, 700 nt
Organism: Paramuricea clavata
Lineage: Eukaryota; Metazoa; Cnidaria; Anthozoa; Malacalcyonacea; Plexauridae
Source: the annotation of a GenBank genome assembly